AUGUCAUCUGAGCAGAGGGAUCCAGAAGAGUUACCUGCCAUGAGCUCUGGUGGAAAGUCAACGGAAGAGAAUCGGCUGACAGAAGAGAAAAUACGGGAUAUGUUAAAGGAUCCGAAUUCCGAAAAAGAUAUGCUGGAUGCCUUCUUGAAUGGCAUUGAAGCCCAGGAGUCCUUCCCAGAGACAUCCCCACUUGCCAGCGUCCGAAAUAGCAAGAUUGGUACAAUCAUUGACAGCCAGGACAAGCUGACAGAGGCAGAGGAGAUGUACCAACCAGCACUGGCAGGCAAGGAGAAGGCCCUUGACCCAGAUCAUACUCCCGAAACUCUGAACAACCUUGGAAAUCUCUAUAGAGAUCAAAGGAGGUUGAAAGUGGCAGAGGAGAUGUAUCAGCGAGCACUGGCAGGCUAUAAGGAGGCCCUUGGUCCAGAUCAUAUCUGUACUCUCGAAACUAUGAACAACCUUGGUCUUCUCUACUCUGAACAGCCCAAGCUGAAAGAGGCAGAGGAGAUAUUCCAGCGCACACUAGCAGGCAAGGUGAAGAGUCUUGGUCCAGAUCAUAUGUCCACUCUCAAAACGGUCAACAAUCUUGGAAAUCUCUAUAGAGAUCAAGGGAGGUUGCAAGAGGCAGAGGAGAUGUAUCAGCGAGCACUAGCGGGCUAUGAGAAGGCCCCUGGUCCAGAUCAUACGUCUACUCUCAAAAUAGUCAACUACCUUGGUCUUCUCUACUCUGAUCAGGGCAGACUAAAAGAGGCAGAGGAGAUGUACCAGCGAGCACUAGCGGGCUAUAUAAUGGCCCUUGGUCUUGAUCAUACGUCUACUCUCAAAACGGUCAACAACCUUGGUCUUCUCUACUCUGAUCAGGGUAAGCUAAAAGAGGCAGAGGAGAUGUUCCAGCGAGCACUAGCGGGCUACGAGAAGGCCCUUGGUCUAGAUGAUAUCUCUACUCUCGAAACGGUCCACAACCUUGGUCUUCUCUACUCUGAUCAGGGUAAGCUAAAAGAGGCAGAGGAGAUGUUCCAGCGAGCACUAGCGGGCUACGAGAAGGCCCUUGGUCUAGAGGAUAUCUCUACUCUCGAAACUCUGAACAACCUUGGAAAUCUCUAUAGAGAUCAAGGGAGGUUGAAAGUGGCAGAGGCGAUGUAUCAGCGAGCACUAGCGGGCUAUAAGGAGGCCCUUGGUCCUGAUCAUAUCUCUACUCUCGAAACUAUGAACAACCUUGGUCUUCUCUACUCUGAUCAGGGCAAGCUAAAAGAGGCAGAGGCGAUGUUCCAGCGCGCACUUAUGGGCAAGGAGAAGGUUCUUGGUCUAGAUCAUUCGUCUACUCUCAUAACGGUCUACAAUCUUGGAAAUCUCUAUAGAGAUCAAGGGAAGUUGAAAGGGGCAGAGGAGAUGUAUCAGCGAGCACUAGCGGGCUAUAAGGAGGCCCUUGGUCCUGAUCACCAAACAACCCAAGGUGUUCUGGAGCAGCUCAAUAUGCUAAACAUCACAGAUAGAAACUAG
This is a messenger RNA of Penicillium canariense, 1500 nucleotides long. RefSeq lists its product as uncharacterized. The record is from RefSeq and is a predicted model, not a curated record. Gene Ontology annotation, cellular component: kinesin complex. Lineage: Eukaryota; Fungi; Ascomycota; Eurotiomycetes; Eurotiales; Aspergillaceae. The coding region runs from base 1 to 1500 and encodes 499 amino acids. Gene Ontology annotation, molecular function: protein binding. The transcript has a single exon.